Messenger RNA from Cylindrotheca closterium, 2754 nucleotides. NCBI's taxonomy places the organism in Eukaryota, Bacillariophyta, Bacillariophyceae, Bacillariales, Bacillariaceae. The record is from the annotation of a GenBank genome assembly.
AUGACUACCAACUGGAUGAUUCUUCAUCUGUUUAUACUGACACUAUCCAUUGGCAACAACGUUAUUGAAGGAUUCAACACCCGGACCAUUUCUCCUUUUUGCUCAAGAUUAUCAACAGAGCGAUCUUUUGGAUGUUACGCAACAACCAAGGAACGAAAAGUGGUGGAAGAUGAUACCACAGCCGAUAAAAACCGAGGUGACACUGUCACGAAUGGUGCCAUGGAAAUUGUCAAUGGAGUGAACGGCGUAAAGGAAGACAAGAGUAGUACUAGUACUUCUGCUCAAGAAUCUACCACUGACUCAUUGACAGCCUACAAUAUUACCCAAAUGAUGGACGAAAUCAGCCGAAAAAUCAACGACGGAUCCAUGGAAGUCUUUGAAAACAUUACCGAUGCCAUGGACGAACGCUUUCAUACGGUUGCCUUGACGGAGACUUCGGCUCAAGAAAUGUCGGAAUAUAUUACUGAUCUGGCCAAAAAGAUGCAAGUGGCUCAACAACGGGAACUCCAAUUUCAGUUGGAAGAAUUGAACAAGAGAUUCUUGGAACCCAUUGAACAAAUUGCCUUUUCGGAUGCACCCCUCUUUGACAUGCCAUCCACUCCAGUCAAACAGAAAAAUGUGGACGAGGAUGCCGACGACAAGCCACUAAACAUUCUAUUUGGUCAGAACUCUACAAUCUCAAUGACUUCUCGCAUGAAGACGAGUGAGAUCUUGAAUAAUUUGAACGUGGCUCCACUCUACUAUUCGGUAGCCUUGACGCUGAGAUAUUUGCGCAAGGCGUCAUACCCCUCUAUUUGGCUACUGUCGACCUUCAAGGGCUUGGCAAAUAUUUUUAAAUCGGGAUCGCCCAAGGCCCGUACAAAGGGAAAGUUGUCCUAUGAAGAAUACAUUAAAGAUGCCGCAGCCAUGCAGUCGGGUUGGAAGCGAACAGGGGAGAUUGCCGCCAAGGGUUCCGUGGCCAAGAAAUGGGCCAUUUUGCGGCGAUCUCUUGAGGUUUGGGCCUACUUUUCGUCGUUUUACUUGAAGGACAGACGGAUUGCCCGCAAGUUCGAAAGUGGCAAGUGGUCCGAGGAAAAGUUUAGUGAAGAGCGAUCCAAACUGGGAGCAGAGAUUACACAGAAUCUUUUGCGACUGGGACCCACAUUCAUCAAGGUUGGACAGCUGUUCUCUACAAGAGUCGACUUGGUACCGCAAGAAUACAUUGAGCAACUCAAGUUACUGCAAGAUAAUGUCCCACCCUUUUCUGGAGAGAUUGCGGUGGAUAUCAUUGAAAACGAAUUGGGCAAGCCCAUUGACCGAAUUUUUGAUACCUUUGAGAAGAAAGCCAUUGCGGGUGCCUCGCUCGGUCAAGUCCAUAUUGCUACUAAGGGCGGCAAGACGUUUGCAGUCAAGAUUCAAAGACAAUUCUUGAAGGAAUUGUUUGAAGUCGAUUUGGGGCAGCUUCGCCAACUUGCUCUAUUUGCGGAUGCCAUUGAUGUCACUUCGGAAGGAGGGCUCUUUGACAAGAAUACUAAACGAGAUUGGGUUAGCAUUUACGAGGAGAACAGGCGCCUAUUGUACGAAGAAAUUGACUACACCAAUGAGCUCAAGAACUGCGAGCGAUUCCGCAAAAACUUUGAUGCCCCAAGGUUCAAACAUAUUCGUGUUCCAGAGACUUACCCGGAAUACUCCAGCGGAAAGGUACUCUGUAUGGAAUACGUCCCCGGAGCCAAGAUUACCGACAUGGAGAAGAUCCAGGAAUUGGGUCUCGAUCCAAUCGACAUUAGUAUAAAGUCUGCGGAAGCCUUCUUGGAACAAUUGUGCCGCCACGGCUUCUUUCAUAGUGACCCUCAUCCUGGAAACAUUUCCGUGGAACGGGCAGAGGAUGGCUCGGCCAGGCUAAUCUUUUACGACUUUGGAAUGAUGGACAAGUUCGGAGUGCAAGAGCGAAAAGGAUUUGUUGACUUUGCAUUUGCUGUAUACUAUGAUGCCAACGUGAAAGAUGCUGCGAAUGCCUUGGAAAGAAUGGGAAUGCUCCGCACUGGGGCCGACCUGGAUCGAGUAGCCAUUGAACGUGUUGGUCAAGACUUUAUUGAUCGAUUCCAAUCCACUCUCAGUAGAGAUGCUGGAUGGGAAAACGAGUUGGAUCCUGAGGAGCAAAGGAAAAUCAACCGCGAGCGAAGAACAGCUUUGGGAGAGGAGUUCCUAUCAUUGAAUCGCGAUUCGCCAUUCAUCUUCCCUCCGACUUGGACAUUUGUCCUUCGUGCAUUCUUCACAUUGGACGGAAUUGGAAAGACGCUGAAUCCAAAGUAUGAUAUGACUCGUAUCAUGCUUCCCUAUCUUAAGGAGCUGAUUGAUUUGAAGGACGGCAGUGCUAUCAAGACUACGUUGUUGCGAAUCGGGAAACGUGUUGGGUUAAGACCGGAAGAUAUCAAUCAAUUGGUGACACAGCCUCGUCGUACAGCAAAUAUUCAGGACGUGAUCACGAGACUGGAGAAAGGAGACUUCAAGCUGCGCGUUAGAGCUUUGGAUGUCGAGCGUCAAAAUGAGCGCAGCAAAAUUGUCCUGAAGAACACAUACGAAGCGAUAAUACUUGGUCUACUUUUCCAGGGUGGAAUCAGCAUGCUCACAAUAGGCAGUGGACUCAAGGGAGCCCGCCCAUUGAGUCGAAUACUUCUUGGGGCAGCCGCGUUCCUGGCGCUGAGAGUACCAUUUAAUCUCAACAAGCUGAAAAAGCUGGACAAAUACAACGAAAAUUACGGGAUCAAAGCCUAG